Molecule: messenger RNA, 1494 nt
Organism: Orbicella faveolata
Lineage: Eukaryota; Metazoa; Cnidaria; Anthozoa; Scleractinia; Merulinidae
Product: bone morphogenetic protein 1-like
Source: RefSeq, a predicted model, not a curated record
UUUUGUUCAGUAGUUGUUUUCAUUGUUGCUUUUGUUUUGCUUAUCUUAAAACAUAUCCGACGCAAUGCCAAAUAAACUCCUUUGGUUGAGAACUGUGAGGGCAAAUGUAUUAUUUAUUUUUUUUAUUUUUUGACUGAAAUUCCAAGGUCGAAGAGACUUCUAAGGUCGUGUGUUUAUAUAUGUUUAAAACUUAACCCCGAUAUCUACAUGGGCAUGUAGGCUCCAAAGAGUUCAGUGUUCCGCUCAGUGGACGAACCAAUCGCGUGCCACAUAAUUGGUCUCCCGCCCCGAUCUCAUUCUGUCGCACUUUAUUUUCGUGGCAACCGUUUCCACAGCACCCUAUAGUCAACAAUUUUUAGUACAUAUAUGUAAGUUUUUCAAGGGUCUGUUACUGUUGCUCCAGUGAAAGGCGUUUGCAAAGAAAUGGGUUUCCUUGGGCGACAUCAAGUUCUUUCAGCUGCCACCGUUUUUGUGCUGGUGCUUUACCUUGGACAAGGAGCUUGUGAUUCAAUUUGCCCUAAUGGCAUUACAAACAUAACAGAAACGACUGGCUACAUUACAUAUCCCAGCUCUGGUGAUUAUGGCGUGAACGAGACAAGAUGUUGGAUGUUUAAAGUACCCGAGCCUUACGUAAAGGUUGCCUUUGUUUUUCACAGGUUGGAUAUUGAAGAGUGCAAAUCUUGUCAGUGCGACUUUAUGCAAGCCUACAACGAUUACAACGUUUUGCAAUAUGCCGGCAAAAUAUGCAGAAGAAAUUCUUUCGAAUAUUUAGAACAUCGCCGACUUGAAGUAGGGAACCCAGUUGGCUAUUAUGUAGAUGGAACGACACUGUACUUACGUUUCGUCUCGGAUGAAGCUGUUCAUCUCAAAGGAUUCAAUGUCAGCAUCGUCCCUGGUUCCUAUAAUGGUAAGUUAUGAUAUACGGUUAAAUCUUCACUCGAGCAACGAAAUAGAAAAUAGCGCGCACUGAGGUCAAAGCCAACACAAUUGGAGUGCUUAAGGGAACCUUUUUUUAACAUAAAGCCUGGUUCUCGAUUCUCAUAUGUCGCUGACAUACCUGGGACAUGCCGCCGGCACGGCAUAUGUGAACGGUGACUCCUUUCCCUUUAACAUUUAUGGGAAAUCUAGCUACUAGUAGACGGGAACUAGACUUGCAACGUACAACUCUUGGCCCACUAACAUUGUAUACAACCCAGGGGCCCCUGAUACAACCAUUCAGCAGAGAGAGCGCAAGUGUUAAAUAAUGAGUCUUUUAAAACGUAGACUAAGCUGAGAUACGUUGUAACGCGGGACUCAUUUCCUUAUGCUGGUUUUAAAGAAACAAAGCUCUAUUACGGCUACCUGUGUGCAUACGGCUGGUGCCGCUGAAAUUUGAAUCAAUAACCCGUCAGCAUUCAGCAUGGCGGGAAAAACUAUGCUGUCCUGAAGUCUAGCGUAUGUUCUUGACUUUAUUAAGUUCUAAAAUUACUGAGUUCAGAAUUAUGAAAUGUUAAA